AUGUCCACGAACGGAGCGCCCUCGGAAGACGCGACUCCCCCGACGACAAGCCUCCCUGAACUGGAUGUUUCGAAACUCCAUGCGCUUCCGACCGAGCAGCAGGAUCUGUAUCUCCUCAGUUUCGUAGCAGACCUUCGCGAUGCCGUCGCUAGUCUGUCAGCCGAGGCACUGCCUGCGCGACAGGCUGCCGUCAAGAAGGAAGUCAUCAAGAUCGUAGGAUUGGCAACUCCGGUCCCAUCAAGGGUAAUCAGAAAUGGUCUCGCAACGAUACUGGCGGACACGUUUGCGCGUGGCAGCCGCAGUCUCCUCUUCGAAACAAUCAACGACCUGGUGACCGUUCUUGGUGCGAGCAAGAUUGAUAAAGACUGGGGUCCGAAGCAUGUCGCUGUGGUCUGCAUGGGCAGUGUCUAUGAGGCUGCUGGAGAUAGUGCACCACGUCGCUUGAGAGCCUCGGUUUUUCGUGCCCUAGGUCAGGUCGUCAAGGGCACGAACCGUGGUCUUGACGAAACCACGGCACGCGAUAUUUGGAAGGCCGCACGUAGUGCUGCUGGAGGUGAUAAAGCCAUCCUGGUGCAGCGAGAUGCUUUUGAUUGCCUAUGGGCCCUCCUGACGUCCACAAGUUUCUUUGGCAACUCUACAGAUUUUGACCGGGUCGAAAAUCUGGUCUGGAAGGCUUUCGACUCGCCUGUGCCAGCUUUAAGGUAUGCUGCGGCCCGCGUGUUGAGCAGUGUGCUCACAGCUGCUCAUUCCGAGACCAACAACGUGGACGUGCCAGUGGUACGCAAGCCCAAGAAGUCCUCCAAGAAGCAAGGACCAUUGUCCGACGACAACGAGGACCCCGUCAGACCUGGCUCGCCAGCUCCAAUCGGCAAAGGGGCCGUGGCACUGUCAUUUACGCUCAGAGACAUGGUAAAGCUGCUCUCGACUCAUUUCGUUAGGCUGUCCAACCACGGCAAAGCUGGUAUCUGCCUCUGUAUGAAGAUGAUUCUCGCAGGCUUGCCAGUAACUGUGGUGGAGGAUAAUUUCGGUCGCAUCGCAGAAAGCCUGAUAGCUGAGACCGUUGAUCACCCCAGCAUGGGCUUCAAUCGACAUCGUGCAUUACUCACUCGGAAGUUGAUCCACGAGGUAUUGCAAAGUCGAAUUGCAUCACUGACGGAGAACACACAAAUCAAUACCGUGCGGUAUCUCAUCAACAGCACACUCAAGGACUAUCCCAAGGUGGUCGCAGAACGACGAGAGCCAUCCAAACGAGUGCUCACCGCUACUUUGGAGCUGUUGUAUACGCUUCUAAAGUCACUUGGUUCAGCAGUCGCCAUACUGCAAGACUCCUGCCGCGAUGCGUUGUGCCAGGUGAUGCAACAUCCGAGCCACACUGUUCAAAGCUACGGCGCUCAAUGCUUCAAGGCUUUUGUGCUUUGCUGUCCCGUGCAGCUCAUCCCGACGAUCGAGAUCUUGGUUGACAGGCUCCGGAAAGCUCUUGAGACUCCCGCAGAGAACAGACAGAGCCUGAGAGCAUGUACUGGUUACGCUCUUAGUGUAGCUGCGAUGUUGCACUCUGCAAACAGCAAGCCAGUUUUCGGUUCGGUUCGGCUAUACUCAGAUGUCCUCACUUUCGCCCAAGAGCUGCUGAAGAAGAGUGCAACAGCUGAGCUGCGGCUCUCGGCGACGCAGCUACAGGUGGCUUGGACCCUGUUAGGCGGUCUGAUGAAUCUCGGACCCAGCUUCAUCAAGGUGCAUUUAGGUCAACUGCUUCUGCUAUGGCGGAAUGCUUUACCACCUCCAUUGACCCCAGACAACGCAGCUCAAAGAAGCCAGCUCGAGUUGAGCUUCUUAUGCCAUGUACGAGAAUGUGCUCUGAGUGGCCUGCUUUCGUUCAUCGAACCAUGUGGAGUAUUGAUCACCACCGAUGGCACGAGGCGUAUAGCAGCCAUGCUCCAGAACACCGUGAACUUCUUGGCCAUCAUACCAGCUAGUCGAUCCUCUUCAGAGCUUUCUCAUCGCCUCGUACCAGCUCUCCAACUGCAGGAUAUGACGAUCAUGCUUCGUCGUCGGGUCUUACAAUGCUAUGCGGCUCUGAUCGGCCUCAAAAACGUCGAGAUCAGCGACGUCUUGGCUCAGUCUGAUGUCGUCGGCCUGAGCUUACAAGCAUUCACAUCACCCCAAAGAUCAAGUUCCGGCUCCUCCCUGGAAGUGUCUUUGACCACGUCGGCUAGCAAUUUUGACGGCUUGUGGGAAUCUGGUGAUAACUGGGCACACGGAGUCAGCAGUCUCAUGGCCGGUCUUGAGAUAUCGUACCCUAGUGCGAAGGGGUUCAGCCCUCGUCCGACCACGAUGAUGAGCUCCGAAGAACAGGACACUUUGCUUGAGAGACUGCCCGCACAGCCGUCUCUGCCUGCAUUAGAACAUGAUUCGGCCAUCUUGUUUCGAUUAGAGCAGCAGUCUGAUGCAGUGGAAACGGUAGGUCCUUCCACUGCUUGCGUGGAUGCUGGGAUCAAGCUGUUCUCAAUGGUCUACUCUUCUCAAUCAUCCCGAGUGCAGGAGAGCUCCAUGGAGCAGCUCGCAGCAGUGGUCAAUCAGACUUCUCGUGAGCCGGGGCGUAAAGCUGCCCUGACUGUCAAUUCGACGUUAGCAAUUCUCAUGGCACUGUCCAUCAGCAACGGGGACACGUCAUUCUCCACGGGCCAGAUACACUUGCACAGUAUUGGCAAAACAUUAGGAGAUGUACUGCGAUCUCGAUUGGGCGAUCCGGACUACAGAGUCCGCGCAGCUGCGGCUCGUGCCUUGGGUAUUGCCUGCAAUCUUGGUGGGACACAAUUCACGAACAACGAGGUCAAGGCGUUGAUUGAUCGUAUCGUUGCCGACCGCGACCCACACCUUCGAGCUGGGUGUGCUCUUGCUCUUGGCAGCAUACACAGUGAGGUCGGGGCGAUGGCAUCGAGCCUACAUAUUAAGUCCAUCAUCAGCGUCCUUCUCUCGCUAUGCAAUGAUUCCCACCCAGUCGUCCAUUUCUGGGCACUGCGAGGCCUCACACAAGUCGCCGAGUCAGCUGGGUUGAGUUUCUCUGCCUAUGCUGCCAGCACCCUCGGUAUGCUUGCCCAACUAUACUCGAAUGACAAUCAUAACCUCGAGUCUGGCUCGCAGUCAACGUCUGCACUCGAAUUGGAGUUUUCCACCCCUCUGGCAAUUGGCCAAAACAUCGAAUCAAUCGUCAACGUGCUUGGCCCGGAUCUGCAAGAUGUAUCGAAACCGCGCCAGAUGAUCCUGACACUGUUACGAUAUUUCGAAAAGGAGACAUCGCCAAAAUUACGCCAACAAAGUCUGGUGUGCUUUGGUCACUUGUACAUGUACGCGCCCGCACAUGUACAAUUUGCUCAAUACGUCCAUGAUCUGGAACGGGACCUUGUGGCUCAGGAUCCUUGGCUUGCUAGCACAGCGCUGUCAGGCAUCAGUAAUCUGAUCAAACGGAAUGCCAAUGAGGUGACUCGCGUUGCAAGCAGCAAGUUGAAUGACGACCUGUGGGCCCUUGUUGACCAGGACUGCUCAAAUCUGGUUCCACAGUCCACCCUCCGAAGUUGGAUGCAGCAAACAAUGAUGUCCGGCCCUGGCGACUGGGUAGAGAGGUGCCAAAACAUUCUUUCUAGGACGCGCGUCACGGAGAAGAAUCUGAAGCGCGCCAAUACCGUCAAGACAGCUACGUCUAUGCCCGAUCUUGCGGAUGAAGAGGUUGCAGGCUUCGCUGCUGCUGUUCAAGGGGAUGCACCCGACGCAGCUGCAGAGAAUCAAGAUUUUCUCCACUGGCAGACCCGAAAUUUUGCGAUGGAACUGCUCAGUGAGUCACUCCAGCUUGUACAGGCUGCUAUGUCCCCCGAUCACAGUAUACCGGCCGAGGAGGAGCUGUAUGGCAAGAUUUCUGACAUUAUCCGCAUUGCUUUCUCCGCUUCCACCGCCAACGUCGUGGAACUUCGUGUCUGGGGCCUGCGAAUCAUCGAUCAGGUGCUCAAGAUGUUUGGCAAAACUCCCGACCCAGACUUUCUUGAAGCAUCCCUCCUUGAGCAAUAUCAGGCACAAAUUGGAUCGGCCUUGACUCCCGCCUUCGCUGCAGAUUCGUCGCCCGAACUGGCCGCCGAAGCUAUCGCCGUUUGCGCGACUUUCGCGGCUACAGGCAUCGUUACAACAGCGGACAGAAUGGGCCGCAUCUUCAAAGUGCUUGCAAACGGCGUAGACAACCUUGCAUCUCCGGAUCCCGAACCCUCCAUCGGGGACCUCAAGAACUUGACUCCGAACGCUCAAUCGUUGCUAAAAAUGGCGCUUCUGACGAGCUGGGCACAACUCCAGCUGGCGAGCAUAGAGCAAAGUUAUCUGGAGGAGAUCGUACGACCAUACAUUACCAAAUUGGCUCCGCUUUGGGUCAAUGCUCUGCAAGAGUUCGCUCGUCUGAGGUUUGAGCCUGAGAUAUCAGAUACCCUUGGCAUUGACACUUCAGCUCCCGAUCUCGACGAAAGAUAUGCCGCCUUCAACCGUGUCGUCCGUCUGAGCUUCUACCAAGGUAGCUGGCUGAGCAUUGUGAACGCUAUCUCCGUUUCAGUGGAAAAGGAUAGCGAUGCUGUCUUUGGCGCUCUUGACAACAAAAGAACGUCACAGCAUGGCGCCAACGGAGAUGUGGGCGCAGGCAAAGACAUGAGUUUCAGGGAAGAGCCGGUCGCAUUCUUCUUCAUCUUGUUCGGGCUAGCCUUCGAGUCUCUCGUCACACGCGGACGAGAAGACCCGUCCCAAGCUCUUCUGAUUCUGCAAGCGUUGCGCAAAAUUCUGACACCUUCUGUCUCCGGCAGUGCAAUCUAUCAGGAGGCAGUGUUCAAUGAAACGACCGAUACCCUCGAUAGGCUUGCUCUGACCAGUACAACAUCGACCCAAUCAACCCUGAUUGACAUUGCAAGGAAUCUAUCUCUAGAUCACCCAUCUGCCAAAGCAGCCCACGAUCGGGACGAGAAGCUUUCGGACGACAUCGAGCAGCUCUUCGAGCUAACCAGGAUAAUGGUACUGGUCCUGCCAGGUCUCAUCCCGACACUAGAAGAUCCUCCCGGUCAGGCUAUCCGCAAGCUACAAGCCGAAAACAUUUCGCUGGUCCAGUCGUCAUUCUCGGCGCUAGUGGAAGUCGCAGAGGUGUUCCCGGCAAUCAUCAGGGCGGAUUUGCACGCAUGCAUCUUCUACUGCUAUUGCACCAUGCUCGCGACUGGCAUCUGCCAAGAAGAAGUUAUGCCCGCACUGCUAUCAAGUUUCCGAGACUUCCUGCAGAUCGUGACGAAGCCGGGUCAGAAAGCAUCGGCGCUCGUUAGGGGUUGUCUGUCCCAGAUCCUGGUCACGCUCUCUAUCGCACAGCGCAGAGAGAACGACUUCUCCCUAACAGCUGCGAAAAAUUGUUUGCUCUCGGUAACGGUCAUUCUUACGACAGCUGGAGGUACCAUAACAGGCAACGACAGACUGAUCGGCCAGGCGGUUGCUGAGAUCAUGGACUGCCUACAGGACGUCGGAUUGGCAAAGAUCGCCGUCAAUUGCAUCCGUACUCUAUUACAAGCCAGCAAAACCGCCUGCGAUGAAGCAGCGAGUCGGAUGCUCUGGCCGCAACUAAUCACUUUUGUAUGCGAUCAAGACAGAGAGGACCCUGAGACUGUCCGGCCGAUUAUCUUGCAUGGACUCGUUACAUCAGUGCCCACUCUGCCUGUAGGCCAGCGUCAGCCUGCGCUGGCAAUCCUGGUCACAGUCCUUCUUCAUCGUGCUGAGAACAUACCUGUGGGUGAGAAGAAGAGUGCGGUGACGAAGGAGGUGGCGUCCAGAUUACUCGAGCUUGUAAGCGCCGAUCCAAUUGGGUUUCGAGCAACCGUGGCGCUGCUCGAUGACGCUCGGAGAGCAUUGCUGGAGAAUCUGCUCCGAAGCACGGAUUCGGGACGGAGGCAUUCUGCUCAGGGAUUAGAGGACACUGCUGAGAGCAAAGCACCUGCCAUUGAGCUGAGACUAGACUUUUGA
Messenger RNA from Cyphellophora attinorum, 6021 nucleotides. RefSeq names its product Pof6 interactor protein 1. Gene Ontology annotation, biological process: retrograde transport, endosome to Golgi; intracellular protein localization; endocytosis. The coding region runs from base 1 to 6021 and encodes 2006 amino acids. NCBI's taxonomy places the organism in Eukaryota, Fungi, Ascomycota, Eurotiomycetes, Chaetothyriales, Cyphellophoraceae. The transcript has 2 exons. Gene Ontology annotation, cellular component: membrane; endocytic vesicle; Golgi apparatus. The record is from RefSeq and is a predicted model, not a curated record.